CAGAGGCAACUGAGUAAACAUGCAUAGUCUGGAGCCUUUCGUCAGGGGUGUUUGGGGAAAGAAAGAGGAUGAUUCCUGGCUGGAAGGGUGCUUUUGAAAGUGGAAAUUAUUUUAUUAUGUGAAAGGAGGCAACGCUCAGAGGCAAGAAUGGACGACAAGUACACCUCAAAACUGUCCCCAGCUGUUGAUUAUGCAGCAGGCAUUUACCUGGUGAUUAUAGCUGUGCUGUCCAUCCUGGGGAAUGCGGCCGUUCUCAUCACUGCUGCUCAGAGGAAGAGGCUCCUCAAAGCACCUGAGCUGCUCAACGUCAACUUGGCCGUGACAGACAUCGGCAUGGCCCUGAGUAUGUACCCGUUCUCCAUCUCCUCGGCCUUCAACCACGCCUGGAUCGGCGGUGACCCCACCUGCCUUUACUACGGUCUGAUGGGAAUGAUUUUCAGUGUGGCUAGCAUCAUGACUCUGGCCGUCAUGGGACUCGUUAGAUACCUGGUGGCAGGUGCCACCCCCAAAUCAGGUAACAAGUUCCAGCGCAGCACCAUUGGCAUGUACAUCGCCCUCAUCUGGCUCUACGCCCUGAUGUGGGCGGUCUGCCCCCUGCUGGGCUGGGGUGGCUAUGGCCCCGAACCAUAUGGCAUGGCCUGCUCGGUCGACUGGGCCAGCUACCAGAACUCGCUCAACGACUCCACCUUCAUCAUGGCCCUGACCGUGCUGUGCACCAUCCUGCCAUGCCUGGUCAUCGUGUUGUCCUACUCGGGCAUCGCCUGGAAGCUGCACAAGGCCUACCAGACCAUCCAGAACAGCAACCACCUGCCCAACUAUGGCAACGUGGAGCGGAAGGUCAUUCUGAUGGCUGUGUUGAUCAGCUCUGGCUUCUUGGUGGCAUGGACGCCCUACGUGGCCAUCAGUCUUUGGACCAUGUUCCACACCGCAGGCAAGGACAGCGUGACUCCGCUCGUCAGCCUGCUGCCGUGCCUGUUCGCCAAGGGCUCCACCGCCUACAACCCGCUCAUCUACUAUGUCUUUCGGAAGUCCUUCCGCCGUGAGCUGCGCAAUCUCUGCGGGCUGUGUUGCUGCUGCCCGUGCUGCCACGUCUGUUGCUGCCUGCAGACCGACUUGACCUCUGAUAAAGACGAGGGCGACGAUGGCUAUGACACGGCCAGCAACCUCCGGUGGCGCAACAGCAGUCGGGAUAACCGCAGCGCCGCGCCACUAGUGUCGCACUCCGCAGCUCCCCCUGGCCUCCUCAACCAAGAGCAGAUGAGUUCCUGCUGA
Alosa sapidissima (American shad) is the source of this 1272-nucleotide messenger RNA. It is a transcript of the gene opn8a, whose product is annotated as opsin 8, group member a. Bases 148 to 1272 code for a protein of 374 amino acids. Gene Ontology annotation, biological process: G protein-coupled receptor signaling pathway. Gene Ontology annotation, molecular function: G protein-coupled receptor activity. The record is from RefSeq and is a predicted model, not a curated record. Gene Ontology annotation, cellular component: membrane. Lineage: Eukaryota; Metazoa; Chordata; Actinopteri; Clupeiformes; Clupeidae. The transcript has 4 exons.